GUAGCGUUCAACUGCUUCACCGUGCGAGCAGUCAAGACAGAGAAGAUACACAAUGAGACCAGGCAACGUGACCACCACUGAACUCCAGAGACAGAAGCAAAUCAGACAGAAACGAGAAAAAUAGGACGGCUGCAGCUAACACUAUUUUUCACUUUCGAUCUAUCUUUCAAAUUUCCUGGGUAAAAUCUUUAGUCGAAGAAAUAUCAGAAAGUUUUAGCCAACGUUAUACGUCGUAUUCAGCCCGUCAGCAAGGUUUUAUUUUUAUUCGUCGCCCAUUCAUCGGCACGGAUCUUCUGUAACGUUGUUUUAACGUUACGGCGACAGCGAUGUUAAAAUAGCUUUGUAGUUCACUUACUUUGGGGUUUUGCCUGGUCGAGGUCCACCUCUACCCCCCCGUCUUGGUAGUAGAGCUUCGAAUACUGUUGAAAACAACUGCAGAGACACGGCCCUGAACAACCCAUUAGUUGAGACGUCACUUUCACACAAUGCAUCAUCUUCAGUCGACAAACGUGGUCUGUCUGGUCUGGAUAUAAACAAAACCUCCUCCGCCUGAACUGAAUAACGCAUGGUCGAAAAGAUGUUACGGAAGGUUUUGUCCAGAAUCGGCACUGACAGAGAGUGCGCAAGCGGUCCGUGAACGGCGCAUCACUAUGGCUGCUGGGACGCUGCGGGAGCUGGUCUCCGCCGCUGCCUCUGCGUACUCGGACAGAGCAGCCGUGACAUACGACGGCCGCUCGGUGUCAGGGAGCCUGGUGUCUCUGCUCUACAGAGACCUGGUCCGACUGGCCGGUGAACUGUCGCGUAUAUUGCGGAAGCACUGCUCUGCCGGUAACGGCGUCAUCGGGCUGUACUGUUGUGAUGAUUUGUUCAUACCCGUGUGGAUCCUGGGGAUCCUGCAGUCUCCUGCUGCCUAUGUGCCACUGGACCCAGAAGCUCCAGGACUUCUCUCUGCCAGAGUCAUGAGGCAGUGCGGCCUCAAGUACUGUGCUGUCAAGACUGACCUCCUGCAGCGUUUCCAGACAGCUGUCGUCAGACACAUUUCUGCAGAGGUGUGUGUGGCGUUGCCCGAGUUUAAACUAACCCUGUUACGAGUCGAGCUGCUGCCAGUCGCCGAGCACAAACCAGAAACACAACAAACUGUAGCGCAGGAGGCAGAUGGCGCUGAUCUCUGUGAUGCCGCUGUGGUGGAAAAGGACUCGGGGCGCAGGGACUUGGCAUACGUGCUGCACACAUCUGGUACGACAGGCCUUCCAAAGAUUGUGAGGGUACCACACAAGUGUGUACUCCCUAAUAUACUUCAUCUGAGAUCGUUGUUUCAGAUGAGUGCAGAUGAUGUGGUUUUCCUGGCCUCGCCCUUAACCUUUGACCCCUCUGUGGUGGAUAUUUUCCUGGCCUUAUCAUCCGGGGCACAGCUCCUCAUUAUCCCCUCUGUGAUCAAGAAAAUGCCCAAUCGACUGGCGCAACUGCUGUUCCAGGAUCACAAGACGACCGUCCUCCAGGUGACACCCACUCUGCUCAGUCGCUUCGGGCAUCGUAUCCUGAAACAGGAAGUGUUGUCAUCUGGCUCCUCGCUGCGGGUGUUGGCUCUGGGUGGAGAGGCCUGUCCCUCGCCAGCUCUGCUGAGGAGCUGGAAGCACGAGGACAACAAAACCCACAUCUACAAUGUCUACGGCAUUACUGAGGUGUCCUGCUGGGCCUGCUGCUACAAAAUACCACAGUCUCUGCUGCAGUCCAGCAGCCCACCUUCCAGCACGGUGUCCUCAGUGCCUCUCGGGACUCCUCUGAUGGACACGGUGGUGGAAGUCAGAGACGAACAUGGCCACAUUGUAACAGAGGGUGAAGGACAGGUGUUCAUAGGCGGAGAGGACAGAGUGUGUCUCCUGGAUGAUGAGGAGGUUGUUAUCCGCGGGACGAUGAGAGCUACCGGAGACUGGGUGAAUGUGAAAGAUGCAGAGCUGCACUACCUGGGACGGAGAGACAGGCUGAUAAAACGCCACGGAAAACGGGUGAACCUGGACAGCUUGCAGCACCUCAUAAUGAGUCUGCCUCAGGUGGAGGCCUGUGCCGUGGGUUUGUACGAAGGCUCUCGACUGCUUGCCUUUGUCGUGGCGUCCACAUCGGGAGACCAGCGAGCGGCGUCUCCUCUCCCAUCUGUACAGCAGCACGUGGAUAAAUCACCCUCAACUUUUCCCCGGCAUCAGGAGGAAGACCUGCCUUCUCCUGUAAAACUCCACCAGGAGGAGACGAGCGGUGCAGACGGAGACCUGAGCAGACUGAUUGUGAACCAGCUGUCUCUGCUGCUGCCCUCUCACAGCGUUCCCGACACACUGGUGCUGGUCCCGGCCUUAUGCCUGACUCCACAUGGCAAAGUGGACAUGGAGGCACUUAUGAAAAUAUACCAAAAACAGAGACAGUCUUUAGAGUCUUCACAGGGAGAUGUCGGCAAACUAAAGCAAACUCUUCAGUCGUUGUGGCAGGAUACUUUAGGUUUUGCUCAAGAUGUGACCAUUGAUGAGGAAUCCAACUUCCUGUUGAGUGGAGGAGAUUCUCUGAAGGCGCUGCACCUCUGUGAAGACAUCCUCACUGCCGUGGGAGUCACCUCACCAGAGCUUUUGGAGGUUAUACUUGAGGGGACCUUUUCUGACCUCCUGCGCUAUGUUGCCAGAGUAACACUGAUGCUGCCAAUCGAGAACAGCGCAUCAUCACUUCCUGAGGCCAAGAAACGGCACGCCGAUGCUCCCUCUGUUGUUGGAGCGAAGAGAGAACGCAAAGAGUCUCAGUCCACGGCAGCAGAGAGGCUGCAGGGGGAGAGACGGGCCGUUAAAGUGAUAAGACGAGCAGGUGAGGUGAUAGAACUGAGCAUCAGAAAUGAAGAGACGAGUAAAAGCCUCCAGGCUGAUGCAGUCGGAGAAAAAGAUUCGAGUAAGAAACGGAGCGGUGACCUUCUGGGCCUCAGUCUGAGCUGGUCCUCAGACACAGGCAGAUGUGUGGAUGCCUCCCCGGUGCUUCUAGUCCGUCAGACAGAUCGGCAGUCAGAUGUGGCCAAAACAACAACAGUGUUCAUCGGCUCACAUUCUCACAGGAUCCAGGCUUUAGACCUGGACACCGGGAGCCUUCUGUGGGAGCGAGUCCUCGGGGACAGAAUCGAGGCGUCGGCUGCUGUAUCUCACUGCGGGACUCUGGUGGUUAUAGGUUGCUACGACGGCUGUGUGUAUUUCUUGUGCGCUGCUUCCGGAAAGACACGGUGGAUAUUUGAGACAGGAGAUGCUGUGAAGAGCUGUCCUGCUGUGGAUCCCCACACAGGUCUGGUGAUAGUGGGCUCACACGAUGGCCAUGUUUAUGCCCUGAACCCAAAGGUUCGGCACUGUGUUUGGAAGCGUCACUGUGGCGGUGGGGCUGUGUUUUCCUCCCCCUACCUCCAGCCCUCGCUCAGACAGCUGUAUGUGGCGUCACUGGGGGGUCACCUCCUCUGUCUCAACCCUGACAGUGGAGAGGUCCUGUGGUCUGACUGCAGAGACAUGCCGUUCUUCUCAUCGCCAAACGGCUCCUCUGAUCUUGUUGCUAUCGGCUCGGUGGAUGGAAACGUCUGCUGCUUCAGCAACACGGGGAAACUGGUGUGGCAGUUUUUAACAAAGGGACCCAUCUUCUCCUCUGUGUGUGUCACACCGGACCAGCAGAGGCUUCUUUGUGGAUCCCACGACGGUCACCUGUACUGUUUAAACUGUGCCGACGGCUCUUUAGUUUGGACUUUCGAGACAUCAGGCAAGGUGUACUCCACUCCGUGUGUGUUUGAUGGCUCCACUGUGGGCAGGAGGGGGACUCUGGUGGGCCUGGCCUCUACAGAUGGCACAGUAUGGAUCCUGGACGGUCAAAGUGGACAAAUGCUGGCGUCACACACUCUACCUGGGGAGUUAUUUUCAUCCCCGGUGGUGUAUGAACAGUUUCUCGUUGUCGGGUGCCGCAAUGACUAUGUGUAUUGUUUAAAGCUGACUGUCAAAGAGGAAGCAUAGAAGGAUUAAAUGUAUUUUUGUGCAGAUUUUAUAAAUAAACACUGAUGUCUUUA
This is a messenger RNA of Xiphias gladius (swordfish), 4063 nucleotides long. It is a transcript of the gene aasdh, whose product is annotated as aminoadipate-semialdehyde dehydrogenase. Bases 651 to 4010 code for a protein of 1119 amino acids. Gene Ontology annotation, molecular function: protein binding. The transcript is spliced from 15 exons. Gene Ontology annotation, biological process: amino acid activation for nonribosomal peptide biosynthetic process. Lineage: Eukaryota; Metazoa; Chordata; Actinopteri; Istiophoriformes; Xiphiidae. The record is from RefSeq and is a predicted model, not a curated record.